Messenger RNA from Maudiozyma saulgeensis, 1296 nucleotides. The record is from the annotation of a GenBank genome assembly. NCBI's taxonomy places the organism in Eukaryota, Fungi, Ascomycota, Saccharomycetes, Saccharomycetales, Saccharomycetaceae.
AUGAAGUUAGAUAUAUCUCAUAUGAGAUAUAUGACAGCCGAUGACUUUAAAGUCUUACAAGCCGUUGAACAAGGUUCAAAAAAUCAUGAAAUUGUUCCAACUACUUUAAUCCAUCAACUAUCUGGUAUGAGGAGUAUGUCGGGUACUAACAGAUCUAUUAGUGAUUUAGCGAAAUUAAAAUUGAUUUCAAAGGUCAGAAAUGCCAAGUAUGAUGGUUAUCGUUUAACUUAUAAUGGUAUAGAUUAUUUAGCAUUCCAUUCUAUGUUAAAUAGAAAUACAGUUUAUUCUAUUGGUGGAUCUAUUGGUGUAGGUAAGGAAUCUGAUAUUUAUAAAGUUUCCGAUAAGAAUGGAGUUGAAAAAGUAAUGAAGAUUCAUAGAUUAGGUAGAACAUCCUUUCAUACAGUUAGAAACAAUAGAGAUUACCUAAAGAAAAAUUCGAAAAAUGGUGUAAAUUGGAUGGUUCUUUCAAGAUUAGCUGCUAAUAAGGAGUAUCAAUUCAUUACAAUGCUAUAUGCUAAAGGUUUUAAAGUUCCAGAACCUUUUGACAAUUCUCGUCAUGUUAUAAUCAUGGAAUUAAUUAGAGGGUUCCCAAUGAGAAGACUAAGGAAACACAAAAAUUUACCAGAGUUAUAUAAUAAUUUAAUGAAGUUCAUUGUAAAAUUAGGAUGUAGUGGUUUAAUCCAUUGUGAUUUCAAUGAAUUUAAUAUUAUGAUCAAAGAUGAAUCUGAAAUUGACCCAAACGAUCCAACUGAUGUUGGUUUUGUAGUAAUCGAUUUCCCACAAUCUAUUUCCAUUCAACAUAAAGAUGCGGAAUAUUAUUUUAAAAGAGACGUGGAUUGUAUUCGUAGAUUUUUUAAGAAGAAAUUAAAAUAUGAACCUAAGGAUGAUCCAUCAAUGCUUGACACUGAUGGGUUUGGUGAUGGUUAUAGAUAUGCUUACCCAGAUUUCCAUAGAGAUAUUGAAAGAACUGAUAACCUUGAUGAAUUGGUCCAAGCAUCAGGUUACAGUAAGAAACACCCUGGUGAUAGAUAUUUAGAAGACGCCAUGGAAGACAUGAGAAAUACCGAAGAGGAACAGGAAGAUGACCAAGAGAAUGAUGAAGAAGAUGGAGAAGAUGUUACUGAGGAUGAUGAAGAUGAUAAUGAUGAGUAUUAUUAUUCAGAGAGUGAAGAAGAGGAUAGUGAAGAGGAAUACGAUAGCCAAGAAGAAGAGAACGAAAGAAUUAUCGAAGCCCUUUCAAGUGGUGUAGGAAACUUGAAAAUGGAUAAAAUGGGUAACUACAUACUGGAAGAUUAA